Messenger RNA from Aspergillus ochraceoroseus IBT 24754, 1352 nucleotides. RefSeq names its product tubulin-folding cofactor B. Gene Ontology annotation, biological process: cytoplasmic microtubule organization. Gene Ontology annotation, molecular function: microtubule plus-end binding. Bases 239 to 1060 code for a protein of 273 amino acids. The transcript has 4 exons. Gene Ontology annotation, cellular component: microtubule plus-end; nucleus; cytoplasm. The record is from RefSeq and is a predicted model, not a curated record. Lineage: Eukaryota; Fungi; Ascomycota; Eurotiomycetes; Eurotiales; Aspergillaceae.
GAUUCCUCCAUCAUCAACAAUCUCGAGCAAUUGCACAACAGACUCAAUUCUGGUUGGAAUUGGGAGAAUACAGUGUGACUGACUCUUUCCGAUUCCUAUCUCGUUUUGCCAGAUCGACCUUGCCAGAAAUACUCAUCCACAAACCCGCCAGAUUCCCUUGACAAAUACCCAGUUACGAUCUUCAACCGUAUAAUACCUUUAGCUUACUUGGGGAGAAAAGACAAGACCGAAAACAAAAAUGUCCUUCCAACCAACCCCCGCCGAUAUUUCUGUGAUCAUCACCACCCCCUCCACGUCCCAAUCCUCCUCCGAGCCCCGCUUCCUCUCCGAACGCCGCAUCACCCCAUCAUGGACCGUCAUCCAGCUCAAGGGCAAGCUAGAAACCAUGACGGGCAUCCCUCCCUCCAGUCAGCGGCUACGACUCAAGACACCAGGACGUCCAGACCAAUGGAUUGAAGGUGAUGACUCGAUUAUCGGGGAUUGGGGCCUUAUGAAGGGUUCUGAAAUUGAGAUCCACGACUCCCGUCCUCAAUCUGCACGGCUGAAUUUCACCGAUCUCUCCUCCGUCGAGAAAUACGUUCUUCCUGCGGAAACGUACGAGUCGCUUCCAAAUUCUGUGCUCGCGUGGAAGAAGAACCUGAAGUUGGGGAGGUUUGAUCCGAGUGCGCUUUCGCCGGAGGAGGCGAUGCAGGCGCAGGGGGUUAAGGAUGCAGAGGAGGUUCAGAAGAGAGGUAUCUCCCUCUCGAAACGAGCAAUUAUCCUCCCCUCUUCACCACCACAUGUUCGACGAGGAACGGUUCGCUUCGUUGGACCUGUACCCACGAUCCCCUAUCCAGGUGUGGAUGUCCAGACAGCGGAUCCUGAAAUGCCCGUGCCGAUUUGGGUUGGGAUUGAGCUUGAUGAGCCGACGGGAAAGAAUGACGGCAGUGUUGGCGGAAGGCGGUAUUUCGAGUGUGCCAAUAAGUCCGGCGUGUUCAUUAAGCCGGAGAAGGUGGAGGUGGGAGAUUUCCCACCUUUAGGGCUGGACGAUGAGCUAGAUGAGGAUAUGGAGGAGAUAUAAAAUCUCAAAAAAAAAAUUGUUACAUGUAUAGGGAUGAUAUAGUAAUGAAAAAAAUAAUAUGUUGGAAAAGAGAGAGAGAGAGAGAGAGAGAGAGAGAGAGAGAGAGAGAGAGAGAGAGGGAGGGAGAGAUGCUUGAUUCGUUCAGUAAAUUCUCAUUCUAAGCCACGCCACGCCUAUGUCCUAUCCUUCUCAUCAUCAUUGCUCAAUCAAUCACCAAACAAGGGGGAAAUCAAUAGACUGGAAUAAGGGGAUGGAAGAUAAUACAACAAACACCGUGAUCCGGGUAAUAGAG